Molecule: messenger RNA, 3544 nt
Organism: Chanos chanos (milkfish)
Lineage: Eukaryota; Metazoa; Chordata; Actinopteri; Gonorynchiformes; Chanidae
Gene: atp8a2
Product: ATPase phospholipid transporting 8A2
Exons: 36
Coding region: 44-3490 (1148 amino acids)
Biological process (GO): neuron development; phospholipid translocation
Cellular component (GO): plasma membrane; trans-Golgi network
Molecular function (GO): ATP binding; ATP hydrolysis activity; magnesium ion binding
Source: RefSeq, a predicted model, not a curated record
UGCCGCGUGCUCGGCCGCCGGCUACCGCAAGGCAGACGAUGAGAUGUCCGGAACCACAUCACAAACAGAACCCAUAGAUGCCACCGCACGGACGGUCCUCCUCAACCGUCCCCAGAACACCAAGUUUUGUGACAACCAUGUCAGCACAACUAAAUACGGGAUCCUCACGUUCCUGCCUCGUUUCCUGUACGAGCAGAUUCGCCGAGCCGCCAACGCUUUCUUCCUCUUCAUCGCACUCAUGCAGCAAAUCCCAGACGUUUCGCCGACGGGUCGCUACACCACGCUGGUGCCUCUCAUCUUCAUUCUGACGGUGGCCGGGAUUAAGGAGAUCAUUGAGGAUUACAAACGGCACAAAGCAGACAACACCGUGAACAAGAAAAAAACAACAGUGCUGCGUAACGGAGCAUGGCAGACCAUCAUUUGGAAGCAGGUGGCAGUAGGAGACAUUGUGAAGGUGACUAAUGGGCAGCAUCUUCCCGCUGACAUGGUCAUAGUGUCCUCCAGCGAACCGCAGGCCAUGUGCUACACUGAGACCUCUAACCUGGACGGAGAAACCAACCUGAAGAUCAGACAGGGCCUGUCUCUGACGGCUGGUAUACAGACUGUAGAGGAGCUGAUGUCCCUCUCGGGCCGUUUGGAGUGUGAGGGUCCUAACAGACACCUGUAUGACUUCACUGGCACACUGAGACUGGACAACCACAAUCCAGUUCCUCUUGGACCAGAUCAGGUUUUGCUAAGAGGUGCCCAGAUACGGAACACACAAUGGGUUGUGGGUAUUGUAGUCUAUACAGGACAUGACUCCAAACUUAUGCAGAACUCCACCAAAGCACCUCUUAAGCGGUCCAACGUGGAACGGGUCACCAACGUCCAGAUCCUGGUUCUGUUCGGCAUUCUACUGGUCAUGGCCAUAGUGAGUUCUGUGGGCGCUGCCAUCUGGAACAGAGAGCACACAGACGAGGCCUGCUGGUACCUGUCCCGCGCAGGUGAUAUCUCCCUGAACUUCUGGUACAACUUGCUAACCUUCAUCAUCCUCUACAACAACCUCAUCCCCAUCAGUCUACUGGUCACCCUGGAGGUGGUCAAAUUCACACAGGCUCUCUUUAUCAACUGGGAUGUUGAGAUGUACUACGCAGAGACAGACACACCUGCCAUGGCAAGAACGUCCAAUCUUAAUGAAGAACUUGGUCAGGUGCGGUACCUGUUUUCAGAUAAGACAGGCACUCUCACCUGUAAUGUUAUGCACUUUAAGAAAUGCACUAUUGCUGGAAUCACAUACGGACAUUUCCCAGAUCUGGAGUGUGAUCGAUCGAUGGAGGAUUUCAGUAACCUCCCUUCCAGCAGCCACAACUCCACAGAGUUUGACGAUCCAGCCCUCAUUCAGAACAUUGAACGGAAUCAUCCCACAUCUCCUCAGAUCUGUGAAUUUCUGACCAUGAUGGCCGUGUGUCACACUGUCGUUCCUGAGCGAGAAGGAAACCAGAUCAUCUACCAGGCCUCUUCACCAGAUGAGGGAGCGUUAGUGAAGGGUGCCAAAGCACUGGGCUUCGUCUUCACAGCAAGGACCCCUCAUUCUGUCAUCAUUGAGGCAAGGGGCAAGGAGAAGACGUAUGAAUUACUGAACGUUCUGGAAUUUUCCAGUAACCGAAAACGCAUGUCGGUCGUUGUCAGAACUCCAAAUGGGAAACUGCGUUUGUACUGCAAGGGAGCAGAUAAUGUCAUCUUUGAGCGCUUAGCCGAGGCCUCGCAGUACAAAGAGCUGACCAUAGCUCAAUUAGAGCAGUUUGCCACUGAGGGUCUGAGGACUCUGUGUUUUGCGUAUGUGGACCUGGAGGAGGAGGCGUACCAGGAGUGGUUGAAAGAGUACAACCGCGUGAGCACCGUGCUGAAAGACAGGGCCCAGAAGCUAGAGGAGUGCUACGAACUCCUGGAAAAGGAGCUCCUGUUGUUAGGGGCAACAGCAAUCGAGGACCGUCUGCAGGCGGGAGUGCCAGAGACCAUUGCCACACUCAUGAAGGCUGACAUCAAAAUAUGGGUGCUGACCGGAGACAAGCAGGAGACCGCAAUCAACAUAGGUUACUCCUGCAGACUGGUCACACACGGCAUGUCCCUCAUCAUCGUCAAUGAAGAUUCUCUUGAUGCGACGCGGGCCACGCUGACGGCUCAUUGUGCUUCCUUGGGGGAUUCCCUGGGGAAGGAGAAUGAGCUGGCCCUGAUUAUAGAUGGACAGACACUGAAGUAUGCUCUCUCAUUCGAGGUCCGCCAGUGUUUCCUCGACCUCGCUCUGUCCUGCAAGGCAGUCAUCUGCUGCAGGGUGUCUCCUCUGCAGAAGUCAGAGAUUGUGGACAUGGUGAAGAAGCACGUGAAGGCCAUAACGCUGGCUAUCGGCGAUGGUGCCAAUGACGUGGGCAUGAUUCAGACAGCACACGUCGGUGUUGGCAUCAGUGGUAAUGAAGGCAUGCAGGCCACUAACUCAUCAGAUUACUCUAUUGCCCAGUUUUCCUACCUUGAGAAGCUGCUGCUGGUUCACGGUGCCUGGAGCUAUAACCGGGUUACCAAAUGCAUCCUGUACUGUUUCUAUAAGAAUGUGGUGCUGUAUAUUAUAGAGCUCUGGUUUGCCUUUGUCAAUGGAUUCUCUGGGCAGAUUCUGUUUGAGCGCUGGUGCAUUGGCCUGUACAAUGUGAUCUUUACAGCAUUACCUCCCUUCACACUGGGAAUAUUUGACCGGCCGUGUAGUCAACAAAACAUGCUUCGCUUCCCGCAACUUUACCGCAUUACACAGAAUGCAGACGGCUUCAACACCAAGGUGUUCUGGGGCCACUGUAUAAAUGCACUCAUCCACUCAAUCAUUCUCUUCUGGUUUCCUCUCAAAGUUCUGGAACAUGACACGCCAUUUGACAGUGGUCACAGUGUAGACUACCUGUUUGUGGGGAACAUUGUCUAUACAUAUGUGGUUGUAACUGUGUGUCUGAAGGCUGGAAUGGAAACCACAGCUUGGACCAGGUUCUCUCACCUGGCAGUGUGGGGUAGUAUGAUUCUCUGGAUGCUCUUCUUCGCUGUGUACUCUGCAAUUUGGCCCUCCAUCCCUAUAGCACCAGACAUGCUGGGACAGGCUGGCAGGGUGAUGCAAUGUUGGAGUUUCUGGCUGGGACUUAUACUGGUGCCAGCUGCUUGUCUGCUCAAAGAUGUGGCUUGGAACGCGGGGAGGCGUACAGUGAGGAAGUCUCUGUUGGAGGAAGUGCAGGAGCUGGAGGCCAGGGCAGUUGACCCUGGAGCAGCAGUGCUCAGAGAUGCCAGCGGGCGCAGUCUGAACGAGCGUGCCCACCUGUUGACCCGUGUCUUCAGGAAAACGCCUUCCAGUGUGGGGCGCUCCAACUCUGUGCAGCAGACCGUGUCUCAUGGCUAUGCUUUCUCACAGGAAGAGCAUGGUGUGGUGUCUCAGUCCCAGGUCGUUCGGUCCUAUGACACCACCCGUCAGCGGCCCAGCCUGUAGCUAGGCAGUGCUUCGCUCAACCCCCCCCCCCAAUGGCGCGGGGGGGUUGCCACG